Molecule: messenger RNA, 572 nt
Organism: Quercus lobata
Lineage: Eukaryota; Viridiplantae; Streptophyta; Magnoliopsida; Fagales; Fagaceae
Product: protein ALP1-like
Exons: 2
Coding region: 10-552 (180 amino acids)
Source: RefSeq, a predicted model, not a curated record
ACAUUUGUUAUGGCUGGAUGGGAGGGUGCAGCACAUGAUACACGUAUUUUCUUAGAUGCUACCCGUCGACAAUCUGUCAACUUUCCAAAACCACCACCAGGAAAAUAUUAUUUAGUUGAUGCUGGAUACCCCUUAAGGAAAGGAUACUUGCCACCUUAUAAGGGACAGAGGUAUCAUCUUUCAGAUUUUCGACGAGCUGGUCGAGGGAAUCACAUAGAAGAGAGGUUUAAUUAUGUUCACUCAUCACUUAGAAGUGCAAUUGAGCGAACAUUUGGAGUUUGGAAGAAUAAAUGGAAAAUUUUGAAGCAAAUGCCACCUUAUGACAUUAAGCACCAAAGAAACAUUAUAGUUGCUACUUGUGUUUUGCAUAAUUUUAUCAGAAAACAUGAUAGGGAAGAUGAGGGAUUCAAUUGGGAUGAACAUGACUUGGACAGACCAAGAAGCAAUAGUAGUGGAGAAGGUAGUAGCAGACAAGCAAACGUUGAAAAUAUACAAGAUGAGGAGAUGAAAUUUGUUCGUGACAAAAUAGCUCGAUCCAUUUGUGGGUUGUAAACAAUAUUUUUAUUAUUUCU